UCAAGGUCCUUUUAAUUUAUUUGAAAUAAAUAUAAUACACUGAGUUUUAAAAGUAAAAAAAAUACGUAAUAAUCUCGAAUUUGUCGACAUUUAAAAGUCGAGUAUAUAAUUUUUAUAUUGUGUCUUCCAAGAGUCUGGGUAAUAGAUAAACUGACAUCGUUUAUAAUUCAUGGAAGCCGUCUUUGAUCUGAUAGUAUAUGAGCAGUCUCAACUAGUCUUAAUAUCAGCAAGUCGCCAAUCACAACUAUCUCUACUAACUGUUGCUCUGCAGGCCGCGAUAGUAUUAAUCUGGACGUCUUGCAGGCAACUUCAAAUAUUUUAACUAUUAAAUAAAAUAACAAUUAUGAUGAACUCUCUAUGUAGGAUUAGUUAUCGGACAAAAAUCGCUCCAAUGAGGUUUUUUUCGGUUUCUGCAGUUCAUAACGCAAAUCAUUCAUGUAAAGUGCUAGUAAUUGGGGGUGGAUCGGGAGGUUGCACAAUAGCCGCAAAGUUUGCUCGGAGAUUAAAAAAAGGAUCUGUCAUUGUUUUGGAGCCAAGUCCUGACCAUUACUAUCAACCUCUAUUUACUCUCGUGGGGGCCGGAGUGACUUCAGUGGCAGCGACACGUCGUAGUGCGAAGAGUGUUCUACCCUCCAACGCAACUUGGGUCAAAGAUACCGCGCAGUGUAUAGAUGCUGAGAAUAAUGUCGUUAAAACAACUGAAGGGCAUGAAAUUAAAUAUGAUUAUGCAGUUAUCGCUGUCGGAUUGCAGUAUAAUUAUGAUAAGGUACCCGGACUUCGUGACGCGUUGAACGAUAAAGCCAGUUGUGUAUCAACUAUAUAUUCUCCUGACUAUUGUGAGAAAACCUGGAGUGACAUUCGAAACUUCAAGGGUGGAGAGGCAGUGUUCACAUACCCGGAUACACCAAUAAAAUGCCCAGGUGCUCCACAAAAGAUCGCAUACAUGGCGGAUUCCUAUUUUGAUAAGACGGCAAUUCGUUCGCGCGUUAACAUUACAUACAACACUUGCCUCCCAGUAAUAUUCGGUGUGAAGAAAUAUGCUGAUAUUCUCAUGGAGGUCGUCAAGAAGAAACGUAUCAAUGUGAACUACAAGACAGUGCUUAAAGAGGUCCAUGCUGAUAAGAAGGAAGCCGUGUUUUUCGUCGCUGAUGAUAAGAGCAAGGAAAUAACACUCCCAUACGACAUGCUGCACGUGACACCACCUAUGUAUACACCUGAAUUUCUCCGGAACAGCCCCGAUAUUGUGGAUGGAAGUGGUUACCUGGAUGUGGAUAAAUUCACCCUGCAGCAUAGGAAGUACUCGAAUAUCUACGGCAUUGGUGAUUGCACAAACACACCUAACAGCAAGACUGCGGCAGCUAUAGCUAAACAAUCGUACGUCGUAGAACAUAACCUCCUCAGUACGAUGUCGGGUAAACAAAGUCUCGAUCAAAAAUACAACGGGUACGGCGCAUGUCCCAUAGUCACUCAAUAUGGCAAGUGUAUACUCGCGGAGUUCGUAUAUGAUGGCGUGCCAAGGGAGACAUUGCCCAUUAACCAGGCACGGGAAAGUAUAAUGGCGUACUACAUGAAGAGGGAUCUUUUCCCAUUCCUCUAUUGGCACUUCAUGUUAAAGGGGUACUAUCAUGGGCCUGAGUGGGUGCGGCAGAUCAUCAAUCCUCUAGCUAAGUAAACAUAGCUAAAAAUACGUUUUUUAAAAUGGACCUCAAUUCAAGACAAUUAAGACCCAAUUUCGAAUAAACACACAUACGCACAUAUUUUUGUAGAGAAUUUAAAGUUAUAGUAAUUGUGUACUGGUUUUGCAUUAAGAUUUAUGGGGUAUUUUAUCCCCAGUGGAAGUUGAUAUUAAUUUAUAGAAAUGUGAACCAUAGGUAUUAGACUAUAGGUUUAUGGAUUCAGUGUCCGCACUUAGACUCUCACUAGGUUCGUCGUGCGUUAAGUCCUGUCUAACUAAGUCUAGCUCCUUCAAGAAGCACAGAAGUCUAUGGAGCACUUCACAGUCUUAACGGGGCGACUUCACUGCUCCGAGGAUUUCUGUACGUUGCCAUAGAUGUACAGUACGUUGCCACACACGUACAGUUGAGUACGUUGUUUAGCCACAGCCUCGCAUUCCAGGACUAUGUGGGUGACUGAUUCCUCUGAAACAGCCGUUGCACUUUGGGCUGUCUCAAUAUGAACCAUAGAUACAUUGGUCUGAAGUGCGAAAUUUUGUCUGAUCAAAUGAUGUUCAUUAAUACCCAAUAAUUGCGCAACAAUAAUUUUAUCAUGCAUAUCUCAUUUACGUAAUUGAUAGGCUUGGCAAUCUAAGCUUAACACAAUUAUCGCAGUGUUUUGUGUAAAUAAUAAUCGAUUGCGUUGCAAAUCUUUUUUUCUAUUGAUAUCGCUUAUAUAAGAACCUAUUGGCCUGAUUUUUAAUUCGUCUUAGCUAGCAUUUGUCAAAAUUAAUUGUCUAUGCUGUUUGACGUUUUUGACUGACCUUAAACAACUUACUAAAAUAUUCUUAAGGAUGGAAUGAAGGCAUUGCGUUGCCGAAAACAGACAUUUAUUGCAUAUAUUUCUACAGUAAUUUUAAUACAAAUAUUAUCUGAUUUAUCUUUGUAAAUAACGGUUUAUGUGAUAAAUUGUAUUUAUUAUUAUUUUAAGUUAAAUCACAUUUAUUCUUAGCAUAGUAUCGCGUUGAUAUUAUUGGUAAUGUAUUUGAGAUUUUUAUUUAUUGUUUAAUAAAUGUUUUAAAGUUA
Molecule: messenger RNA, 2738 nt
Organism: Pieris brassicae (large cabbage white)
Lineage: Eukaryota; Metazoa; Arthropoda; Insecta; Lepidoptera; Pieridae
Gene: Sqor
Product: sulfide:quinone oxidoreductase, mitochondrial
Exons: 8
Coding region: 344-1672 (442 amino acids)
Cellular component (GO): mitochondrion
Molecular function (GO): sulfide:quinone oxidoreductase activity; FAD binding
Source: RefSeq, a predicted model, not a curated record